Messenger RNA from Capsicum annuum, 778 nucleotides. Its product is annotated as desiccation-related protein PCC13-62-like. Lineage: Eukaryota; Viridiplantae; Streptophyta; Magnoliopsida; Solanales; Solanaceae. The record is from RefSeq and is a predicted model, not a curated record.
UCCAAAGCUCUACUGCCAAAAGACUAGUUGCAGGAUUACUCGGGGUCGAAUCAGGUCAAGACGCUGUUCUAACAGAAUUACAUUAUGAGCGAGGAAGAGGGAAGGUAGAACCAUACGGGAUUACAGUAGCAGAGUUAACAAACCGAAUAUCAAAGCUGAGGAACAAACUGGGACGCCAUGGAAUCAAAGAUAAAGGACUUAAUGUGAAUCGAAAGUAGGUGCUGAAGGGAGGAUAAGGGGAAAUGUACUUGCAGGGGACAAGUACUCGAUGGCCUACGACAGAACGCUGAAGGAAAUAUUAGGAAUACUGUAUGGAAGUGGAAAAGAGAAUAAACCUGGUGGAUUUUAUCCAAAGGGAGCGGAAAGACGGAUAGCAAAAUCAUAUCUUAGGCAUGGGGACUAGCUAUUUAGAAAAAUAAAAAAUUAUUGCUUACUUCCUGUAAAGUAAGUAAAAAUAAGUGAGUUAUAAAGUGGGUACUAAUAGUGAUGUUGGGAUAUUAUAUUUUUGUUUAAAUAUUAAUUUAUCUUAUGAAUCGUAUCAUUAGAUCAUAUCAUAUUAUACUAAAAGUGGAAAGAUCCUACCCUAAUGUUGUAUCUCGUGUUUUUGCCCCUGUUGUAAAACAAAAUAUUAUUAAACAUCUGAUUAAAUUAACAUAUUAAAUAUAUGUAGACUAAAAUAAAUAAACAAAACCAUUCAUUGAGCAGAUGAAUUUGUUUUACCAAACAAUAAUUAUUGUAGCUUACACUUUUAUAAUUUAUUUAAUUAAAUUAGUAUCAA